Messenger RNA from Scophthalmus maximus (turbot), 2406 nucleotides. It is a transcript of the gene api5, whose product is annotated as apoptosis inhibitor 5. NCBI's taxonomy places the organism in Eukaryota, Metazoa, Chordata, Actinopteri, Pleuronectiformes, Scophthalmidae. Gene Ontology annotation, molecular function: RNA binding. The record is from RefSeq and is a predicted model, not a curated record. The coding region runs from base 259 to 1857 and encodes 532 amino acids. The transcript has 14 exons. Gene Ontology annotation, cellular component: nucleus. Gene Ontology annotation, biological process: negative regulation of apoptotic process.
UGCACAGUACUCAUUGUUCCGUAGCAUUGUAGCCCGGGAGAGCAUUUGUGGAGCACCGACGUUAGGGGGUGUUCAUUCACCGUCUUCUCGAAAAUUGCAUCUCCCCGUCGCCUCUCCGCAGAACACGUUCCUCGCUCAUACGUCGUUGGCUGUGCUACAGUCGCGUGAACGUGGAGAUCCAGUGACCGGGAGGGGUUUUCUUCGGCGGUUUUAUCGGCGGUUCUUCUCUGUGAGCGGCAGGCACCCGGACGCACGCUGAUGGCGGUCACUAUUGAGGACCUCUACCGUAACUACGGGAUCCUUGCCGACGCUAAGGACAACCUCAGUCAGCACAAAGAUGCUUACCAAGUAAUCCUGGAUGGUGUUAAAGGUGGCCCCAAGGAGAAGCGCCUGGCAGCACAGUUUAUUCCCAAGUUCUUCAGCAGCUUUCCGGAACUCGCCGAUGCAGCCAUAAAUGCUCAGCUUGAUCUUUGUGAGGAUGAAGAUGUUUCGAUUCGACGGCAGGCAAUCAAGGAGCUGCCACGGUUUGCAACUGGCGAGAACAUCCUCAGAGUUGCAGAUAUUCUCACCCAGCUCCUUCAGACAGAUGACACUGCAGAAUUCAACCAAGUGAAUACAGCCCUCGUUUCCAUAUUCAAGAUGGAUGCUAAGGGUACCCUGGGGGGGCUCUUCUCUCAGAUCCUGCAGGGAGAGGAUAUCGUUCGUGAGAGGGCGAUCAAGUUUCUGUCAACCAAGCUGAAGACCCUGCCAGAGGAUGUCAUGACAAAGGAGGUGGAGGACUAUGUCUUUGCAGAAACAAAGAAGGUGCUGGAAGAUGUGACGGGGGAGGAGUUUGUGCUGUUGAUGCGACUGGUGUCCGGCCUGCGGGUGCUGCAGACUGUGCACGGCCGGCAGCAGCUGGUGGAGAUGGUGGUAGAGCAGGCUUUCCUUGAGCAGGCUCUAAACCCAGCCGACCCAGACACCGUUGACCGCCUACUGCAGUGUACACGCCAGGCCCUACCCCUGUUCUCUAAAAACGUCCAUUCCACACGUUUUGUAACCUACUUCUGUGAACAUGUGCUGCCCAACCUCAGCACCCUGACAACGCCUGUGGCUGACUUGGACAUUCAGUUGGAGGUACUGAAGCUGCUGGCUGAGAUGAGUCCGUACUGUGGAGACAUGGAAAAGCUGGAGGCCAACCUCAACAUGCUGUUUACCAAGCUGCUGGAGUUUAUGCCUCUGCCGCCAGAGGAGGUGGAGAAUGGAGAGAACUCGACGAGCGAGGAGCCCAAACUGCAGUUCAGCUAUGUUGAGUGCCUCCUCUUCGGCUUCCACCAGCUGGGCCGGAAACUGCCAGACUUCCUCCUCGACAAAGUUGACAAUGAGCGCCUCAAAGACUUUAAGAUCAGGUUACAGUACUUUGCCAGGGGCCUGCAGGUUUACAUCAGACAGCUGCGAGUCGCACUGCAGGGCAAGACGGGGGACGCUCUAAAAACAGAUGAGAACAAGAUCAAAGUGGUGGCCCUAAAAAUCACAAACAACAUCAACGUCCUUAUCAAGGAUCUCUUCCACAACCCUCCAUCAUACAAGAGCACCGUCACUCUAUCCUGGAAACCAGUCCAGAGGACAGAGGCGGCAGCAGCAGCAGCAGCAGCAGCACCGAAGCGUCCUUCAGCUGAAGAGAUGGGGUCUGGCGGCAGCACAAAAAAACAGAUCUCUCCCCUGCCCCGGAGGGAUGCACGACAAAUCUACAAUCCUCCCAGCGGCAAGUUCAGCGCCUCCAUUGGCAAUUUUAACUAUGAACGCGGAGGCUUCAGGGGCGGACGAGGACGAGGCUUCGGAGCCAGAGGCAACAGGAGCCGAGGCCGAAUCUACUGAGACGCACGCUCACAAAAUACAUAUUGCUCAUUGAACUGCAUCACAUCAGGAUCUUUUCCGCACCAAGAUGGACUGUGUCUCCCACUCGUCUGUUCUUUUAACUGAUCUCCAUGUCUCUUUCACAAGAAGUCACAUGAACUUUAUUGAAUUUUUUCAGGCAGUUCUAUGUUCCUGUUUUUAGAAUAUUAGACAACAGGCUCAGACUUUUGUACCUGCCGUUUCAACAUUAACUCAUAACUGUAUUCCUCUUGACCCAGACUUUAGUUCAAGUAAAACUAGAUUGUGUUUUUCCUUCAUAAAAAAAGAUGAUAUUCUGUGUAUUUUUGUGGAAAAAGACUGCCAAGUCGUAACUGAUUAAUAUUUUUGUCAGAUUGUUAUUGGUAAAGAUAAAGAUCCUUUUGUUUUGCGAAAUGUUGAUGAAUGCAUUUCUUUCUACCUUUUUAUUUAAUCUUUUUUUUAUUCUAGCUUAAGUUGAAUUGGCUUAUGUUACUUUGUAUGAAUCAAUGAUGUUGUUCAUUGGAUUUUUAUCAUAAACUUGUAUGGAACUAA